AUGGCUUCUGAUGCAGCAUCCCAAGUCACCGUUGGGGCUCUCAGUGCCAUCUUCGAUGAGACCAAACCCCAGGUCCGAGAACCGAUCGUUCAGUGUGUCCAAAUCAAGGCGUUGCCACCUCAGCCAAACCAUCCAGACCGAUACCGGGCUGUUUUCAGCGACAUUGCGAAUUAUGUCCAAACAAUGCUUGCCACCCAAGCGAACCACGUGGUGACAGAUGGUUCCCUCAAGAAGGGUUCCUUUGUACGACUGAAGUCAUUCCAAUCAAACUCUGUCAAGGGCAAGAAAAUCCUCAUCAUCUUGGACCUUGAAGUUCUGAAGGAACUGGGCGAGGCUGAUAAGAUUGGUGAACCCAAGCCACUUGAAGUGAAAGGCGAGGAAGAGGAGGCUAACCAACCCACAACAAUUUCGAGCAACGGAUUUUACGGCUCCAAGAUGGAGGGUGCGCAGGCUCAACCGGCCAGCCGGGCCCAACCCAUGCGACCCUCUGCGGCUGCCACUGCCCAUGCCACAAUCUACCCCAUCGAAGCUAUCUCUCCGUAUUCCAACAAAUGGACAAUGAAAGCGCGAUGCACCAGCAAGUCCAAUAUCAAGACAUGGCACAACAAGAAUGGCGAGGGCAAAUUGUUUAGUGUCAAUCUAUUGGACGACAGCGGUGAAAUCCGUGCCACUGGUUUUAACGAUCAGUGUGAUGCCCUUUAUGAACUCUUCCAGGAGGGAAGUGUUUAUUACAUCUCAAGCCCUUGUCGUGUCCAAAUUGCCAAGAAGCAAUUCACCAAUCUCAACAACGACUAUGAGCUUACAUUUGAGAGAGAUACCCUCGUCGAGAAAGUAAGCACACUGCUCACUGUUUAUUAUGCCUUCUCCCCUUACCUUCUUGCUUACAGCGUGGCUAACUCUCACGCCCUACAACAGGCAGAAGAACAAAACGAUGUACCCCAAAUUCGAUUCAACUUCACCACUGUUGCUGAUCUGCAGACUGUUGAAAAAGACACGACUACCGAUGUCAUUGGCGUAUUGAAAGAUGUCGGUGAAACAUCUCAGAUUGUGUCAAAGAGCACUGGCAAGCCAUACGACAAGCGCGAACUUACGCUGGUAGAUAACACUGGAUUUUCUGUCCGCUUGACAAUCUGGGGCGCAACAGCGAAAAACUUUGGUGUCGCGCCCGAGUCGGUUGUUGCGUUCAAGGGAGUUAAGGUUUCAGACUUUGGUGGAAGGAGCCUGAGUCUUUUGAGCUCGGGCUCAAUGACUGUUGACCCUGAUAUUGGCGAGGCUCAUCGGCUUAGAGGCUGGUAUGACGCUCAAGGCAGGUCGGAAAAUUUCACUUCCCAUGCAUCAUUGUCCAAUGCUACAAAUUCAUCCACGAAGACCGACAAGUUCAAAACUGUUGCACAGGUUCGGGAGGAAGGGCUGGGCAUGUCUGAGCAGCCGGAUUACUUCUCCUUGAAAGCCACUGUGAUCUACAUUAAGCAGGACUCUACCUGGUGCUACCCUGCCUGUCUCUCUGAAAACUGCAACAAGAAGGUAACAGAGCUUGACCCCGGCCAGUGGCGCUGUGAAAUGUGCGACAAAACCCACCCCAAGCCCGAGUAUCGCUUCAUCAUGCCUAUUAGUGUCAGCGAUCACACCGGCCAGCUUUGGCUCAGUUGCUUCGAUGACACCGGAAGAAAUAUUAUGGGAAUUUCGGCCGAUGAAUUGAUGCAACUUCGUGAAGAUGACCCUAUCGCCUACGGUGAAGUUUUCCAAAAUGCCAAUUGUCAGACAUGGAGCUUCAGGUGCCGAGCAAAGAUUGACAACUUUGGUGAACAGCAACGUGUGCGAUACCAGGUCUCCUCUUCUCAGCCAAUCAAUUACUCCGAAGAAGCCUCUCGCCUUGCUGACAUCAUCAACUCCUACAGCAUUGAUUCCCACAUCCCACAAUCAGUCAUGGGUAAACGUCACCAUGACUCAACGGAGCAGCGACCGAAGAAGAAGUCCAAGUCUGAGAAGCCCGCAAAAGCUCCCAAAGACAACGAAAAUGGAGACGAGAGGUCAACACAGAAAACAUCUUACUCUGAAGCCCCUGCUCUCUCCAAGCUUCCUCAAUCGGAAAUUGACACCUACAUGAAUGAAAAGAUUAUCAAAAUCACUGAUCCUCUAGUCGAUGCGCCCAAGUUCCGUCCACUCCUCUCGUUUGACUACUUGCCAGAAUGUGAUACUGCUCUGUACUCUCAACUGAAGGCAUUCCCCGCACCAACGCCGAUUCAGUCUACCACCUGGCCACUUUUGUUCGCUGGUCGUGAUGUGAUUGGCAUUGCAGAGACUGGAAGUGGCAAAACAUUGGGUUUUGGCUUGCCAUGUCUCAAGAAAUUGAUCGACUCCAAGCCAAGCAAGAAACCCUGCCACCCGAGGGCGGUGAUCAUCUCACCAACUCGAGAGCUUGCCAUGCAGAUCUAUGACCAGCUCAUUAAGUACGCCAGCUCCGAGAAGACCACAGUGACAUGUAUCUAUGGAGGUGUAGGCAAGGAUGAACAGCGUUACGCCCUUCAGAAGGCUGCCAUCGUCGUUGCCACGCCGGGUCGUUUAAAGGAUCUGCAAAACGAUGGCUCUGUGAAUCUUAGCAAGGUUAAUUACCUCGUCUUGGACGAGGCAGAUCGCAUGCUUGACAAGGGGUUCGAACAGGACAUCAAGGAUAUUAUCCAGCCAAUGCCUGUCUCUAGAAGACAGACAGUCAUGUUCACAGCAACAUGGCCUCGGUCAAUUCAAAACCUUGCAGCAACAUUCAUGAACGACCCUGUGACUGUUACCAUUGGAGGAGACCCAUCUGCGGAUCCUCGCGCCAACACGAGAAUCAAGCAAGUUGUUGAGGUUGUUGAUCCCCGAGACAAGGAAGGCCGACUUAUCCAGCUACUCAGUCGGUCUCAAAAGGGUCAAUCGCCGGAGAAGGUCUUGGUGUUCUGUCUCUACAAGAAGGAGGCUAUGCGAGUGGAGAACCUUAUCAGAAACAAAGGAUUCAAGGUUGCUGGUAUCCAUGGUGAUUUGAAUCAAUCUGACAGAUUCCGCAACCUUGACUCUUUCAAGAAGGGCACUGCCACCGUCCUUGUGGCAACCGAUGUGGCGGCACGUGGUCUUGAUAUUCCAGCCGUGAUGCUGGUCAUCAAUGUCACCUUCCCUCUGACUGUUGAGGACUACGUGCACAGAAUUGGAAGAACUGGUCGUGCUGGGGCUGAGGGACAUGCUAUCACUAUGUUUACUGAAACUGACAAGGGACUGUCUGGCGGAUUGAUCAAUGUCCUCAAGGCCGCCAAGCAAGAGGUUCCAGAAGCUCUGCUGAAAUUUGGAACCACAGUUAAGAAGAAGCAGCACGAUUCAUACGGCGCUUUCUACAAGGACAUCGGCACGGACAAAGCGGCUACGAAGAUCACAUUUGACGAUUAG
Messenger RNA from Penicillium antarcticum, 3417 nucleotides. Its product is annotated as replication factor A subunit protein RFA1. The record is from RefSeq and is a predicted model, not a curated record. Gene Ontology annotation, biological process: DNA repair; DNA recombination; rRNA processing. Bases 1 to 3417 code for a protein of 1138 amino acids. NCBI's taxonomy places the organism in Eukaryota, Fungi, Ascomycota, Eurotiomycetes, Eurotiales, Aspergillaceae. The transcript is spliced from 7 exons. Gene Ontology annotation, molecular function: RNA binding; ATP binding; RNA helicase activity. Gene Ontology annotation, cellular component: nucleolus; nucleus.